GUGGACAACAGCCACCAGCGCUUGGCGGCGGAGGCAGGCAGCUGUUCCCGCCUGGUCCAAGAAGCAGCUCGUCGACUAUCUCAGAGGCGAGUCUGCCAGGGGCAUCGCCAACGCAGGGUAAGGAGCAGAGCCAGGUGCGGUGCGUGUGCAACAGGCCUGAGGCGGGCGAAGGGGCAUUCUUGGUGAAGUGUCACUCGUGCGACUGCCUUCUCCAUGGUCAAUGCAUCGACAUGGCUACACCCCACGAUGUGCCCCACGUGUACAUCUGUGCAUUCUGUGCCAACACACCCAACAUGCGCGGUGGGAGGAUGCGCCAUACCGGACGGGCCAACGCUGGUGCUGCUGGACGUGGCGCCUCGUCCAAGAUGGGCCCACCUGUGUCGAGCGGCGCCGCGGCAGCAGCGGCAGCAGCUGCUGCGUCGAGCCCGUUAGCGCACAAGAGUGGGCGGUCGUUUCGUUGAGACGACACGAGACGAUGGCGGAAACCUUUUGGGCAGCUUGGCGAUUGCCACAUGUAGUAUGCUCUAUGCGUAAGAUUGGCAUUGGGAGAAGUCAAAGAUAAAGAGACAAAAGCAAGAGGCAUCGGGAGAUGUUGUUAUUGUGCUUGUACACUCACGUCCAUGCGGAAAUACCAAUUAGCCGUGAUGGAAAGGCGAAACGAGACGCGCCUUGGCUUGGUUGGUGCUAACGUCCUGAAAGGAAGCAAAACACGACGAAGAGCGCAGAAACAAACGAAGGAUAUAUAAUUGGAAAGCAAAGAGGGGGAAAGGAGGAGGAGGAGGGGAAGAAGAAGAACGACAUCACAGCACCCGAGAUACCCCCUUGAAAAGCAUCUGCCCCCCCUCCCACCCCCCCUAACCAACUCCCCAAAAAUCAAGAUUGCUAGCUACCGCACAACGAGACCUCUUUCACCGGCGUUGAGAGGUUCACAUCUAGAACAUAUCAGCCUUGAAAACUUGCUAUAUAUAACUGG
Molecule: messenger RNA, 973 nt
Organism: Cryphonectria parasitica EP155
Lineage: Eukaryota; Fungi; Ascomycota; Sordariomycetes; Diaporthales; Cryphonectriaceae
Exons: 2
Coding region: 231-461 (76 amino acids)
Source: RefSeq, a predicted model, not a curated record